AUGAUAAUUAUUGUUUUAGGAAUCAGCUUAGCAUACCUACUGAAGAGCAAAAGGGAGCCAGAUCACGAUCAACAACAUCCGUCGAGAAGUUCGAACUUCUCUUUCAGCUCUGAUGGUUCUGGGAAGAAGAUCUUGAGUCCCAAUCUGGAACCAAAGCUCUGCAGCAAUUCUCUCAUCAAAGCCAACUACGUUCACUUGUCAGUAUCCAGUUCGGAAAACAAAAAGACUUCUGACGCGUCGUCUUCUUCGGUGUCUACGUUAGUGGAUCGAAUCCUUCAUUCCAAACUACGAAAGAGGAACAGAUUGCCUCAUUUUUCCUUGAAGAGGAAAAAGACGUUCUGGUGUAAAAUAUCCAAGCUCGUUCACAGGAGACAGAAAAAAAAUGUGCUUCCAGCUCAGAAUUCUUCGGAGGUUGAAAACGGCGAAGAUAGUGCAAAAAGCAAAAGCUGUGAUGUUGUCUUGAAGCCGGAAAAUUUAGCGCUUCAAUUGCCGAAGCGUUCUAUGCCGGAAGCUCAAGCAACCAAGCAAACAGAGACACGAAGGACUAGCUGGCAGCCUUCAAAGCCAUCAGUUAGCAACUGGAACAGGAGCGAACUUUUCAGUAGUUCCAUAGAAAAAAUGGCGAAGCAGCCUAGCCACAGGCGAAAGACUCUUUGUGAUGGGAUGUUGCUCAGUAGCAGUUUUGCUCAAGAGAAGCUGUCCAACGUUCAUCAAAAAGUGCCGGGCAUUCUCAUGACUGGCUCUGGACUCAACGCGCGAAGUAUUUCACCCGACAUAUCACCCAUGUCUUCAAAUUAUUCACUAACGCCGUCCACAUCUGAAGAUGAAGAAGUUUACCAAGAAGAAUCAUCAAAGCCCAACAAAACAUCUCAUGUCCAAAACAACCCCCAAGAACAAACUUUUGAUCAAGUGCCCAUGCUCUCACCGUUUUCAGGAAGCAUCAAAGAUUUCGUUGCGAAAAUAGUUGAAGAUUUUAAAUCCACAAUGGAUACAUAUAUCGUAGAAAGUCAAAAAGAUAUGUGCCUCAGAAUUCUAGACCUCGAAGAAGAAAUUCGACAAAAAGACGCCACCAUUAAAGGCCUUCAACAACAAUGUGCUAAAAAGUUUGGUAAAAACUUCCUGGCGGAGGAAGAAUUGCCCAUUUCUAAACCCGAAGAAAUUACUCAGCCGAUUUCUUCAACUGUUGAGAAGACACGGGAAUCGGUUUCGUGCAGCAUUGAUAUCACUUCACCAACCCAUCCAGUAAAUGAUGUGCAGUUUGAAGAAGAAGAUUUAUGGCUAGUUGAAUUUCCACAAAAUGCUCCGAUACCCUUAGGAGGGCGAAGACAAAAGCUUCGAAGACAUUCCAGCGUGGAAGUUGGCCACGAACUUCCCUUCCGCCUGGCAGCGCAGAAACCUCCUAACUUGUUCUUGACACCGACAGGCCCCAGCGAUGGUCUCAAGUCUCCAAGAAGAUUCAGUGAAUCUCAAGCAAGGCCUGAUGUGGUACCAUUGAACACUUCAUUUGCAGCCAGAGUUCGGCGCGUGUUUGCCAAAGUGAAAGCUAAUCGUGCUUUGGAAGAGCAGUCUUCAGCCGAGUCCUCCUCACCCCCUAUCACCUUCAAAUGGCCCAUUCUAUCUUCAAAUAAAACAGAAACCAAAGCAAGUGCUCGACGUUCCAGCACCGGUUCCAGCAACCUGGACAAACAAGUGCGUCUGCAGUCGCUGCUUCAGCAGCGAACGACCCCUUCAGCGUGUUCCACGAGAUUCCAAAACGUCCAGAAUGCACCAACCGAAGUGGCGAUGCGACACGGCAGCGACGGCAAGCCUGUAAUGAAGAGGUUCCUGCCUACCAUUACGGAGUCUUGCAGUUUCGACAGUUUGCGCGAGUCGCCAUUGUUGGCCCAGACAACCCCACCUCCCGUAGUUAGUAUGCCGAAUUUGGACGACAAGAAAGCUUACAAGGAUUCUGUGGUGAUUGAUAUGACGACGGAAAGAAGCCUUUUUUCAUGA
Molecule: messenger RNA, 1992 nt
Organism: Uloborus diversus
Lineage: Eukaryota; Metazoa; Arthropoda; Arachnida; Araneae; Uloboridae
Exons: 5
Coding region: 1-1992 (663 amino acids)
Source: RefSeq, a predicted model, not a curated record